UAUUGGAACACGAUGUUCCUAAAGAAUAUUAUUUUAGUUUCUUUGUGUGUUGGUCUCAGCCAUGGCGUGGUUUACGAUUAUUUUACGGGACAACCUGCGUCCGAGGAACAAUUGAGUAUUUAUGAAGAACUGGGUGUCACUGAUACCUGCACAAUAGAAAUCGACCCUUGCAAUGAAAAUGAACGGAGCCGAGUAGACGGGUCUUGUAACAACCUGAACAGUCCAGCUAGAGGAACUUAUUUCUCGCCUCUGGUUAGAGUACUGCCUCCAAUUUACUAUAAUGGUUAUUUCGCCAGAAAGGCCGUAUCUGGAAAUGAACUACCUUUGGCCAGAAAAGUCCGGGUAGACUUGUUGAAACAAGGAAACUCUAACCAUCCCCUUUUCAACCAAAAUGUCCCAGGAUUUUUCGUAUUCCUAACCAAUGAUGUGGGGUCAUUUCAUGACGUCAAAAAUAUGAUAGGGGCUACAAAUUAUUGUUGUGAGAAGGAACAUAUGAAUGAUUACGCAUGUACUCCAAAUCUGAUACCUGAUGAUGAUCCGGUGCAUAUGUUCUCGAAUAUCAGGUGCAUGAACAGCACUAGACCACUGACUUAUCAGGACUAUAACUGCACUAACGAACCAGUGCCCGCUCCAAUAAAACAAGCCACAACUCAAUUUGAUAAUUCACAAAUAUAUAACACUAACAACCAAGGAGAUAAGGCGAUAAGAUCCUUCCAAAAGGGACAACUGGCUGUCGAAGAAGAAGACGGAAAGCUUUUCCCUCCAAAUGGACCUAACGUCACUUGUAUCAAUAAUGUUGGAAACGAGACCAGGUGCUUUGAAAACUACAUAAACGCAUUGAUGUCGAUAAGUUUGUUCACUAUAUGGUUUGUUAGACACCACAACUACAUAGCUAGUCAGUUAGCUGAAGUCAAUCCAUGCUGGGACGAUGACAUGCUGUUUGGAGCUGCAAGAGAUAUUAAUAUUGCUUUUACUCAGCAAGUUCAUCUGUAUGAGUGGAUGGUGGCUUUACAAGGUCGCGAAAAUCUUAUACAAGCUGGUGUUAUAACUACGGAUGGUGGAUUCAGAGAUUUGUAUGACAAAAAUAAUUAUCCUCAAGUGACACUGGAAUAUGAUUUUGUUAUACGGUGGUUCCAUCUCAUGCAACCAUCGAGAGCUAAGUUGUAUGACAAAAACGGCACGCACAUCGCAGACUUCCCGAUAGUUAACGCUACAUUCAGACCGGGUCUUUUAGCCAAAGACAACAAUAUGGAAUAUUUUGCGCAGAGCACGUUCAGAGCUCCAUGCAGCCACGCCGAUGGCAGUAUUGAGGCUGACCUGGCCAACAAUGGAGCUCCAGGAGUUCAGCUUAGCAUUGAUAUUCCAGCUGGUGAUGUGAACAAGGGUCGUAACUUAGGAAUACGUCCUUACAUAAAUUAUGUCAAGCACUUCUUAGGGCUCAACAUUACAAGUUUUGAAGAUCUGGCUGAGCUCAUACCGAAUGAUAAACUUCUAAUAAUGCAAGAUUUGUAUGAAGACGUCAGAGAUAUUGAUUUGAUAGCUGGUCUAUGGGUUGAGAAGAAGAUGGAAGGGGGUCACAUGCCUCUUCUUCUUGCCAAAAUUAUAAACGAAAAUGUUCUAAGGUCUAUAAGGAGUGACCGGCAUUGGUAUGAGAGACCCAACAGACCGUUUGCUUUUAAUUUGGCUCAACUCUUAGAGAUAAGGAAAGCAUCCUUAGCAUCGUUAUUGUGCAAUGUUGGUGAUGGUAUCAUACAAAUACCUAAGCAAGCUUUCCUCAAUAUUUCUCCUCAGAAUCCAUUGGUGAGUUGCAGUGAAAUACCGAACAUCGACUACAGUGCUUGGUCGGAUCCAUCCUGCAAUAGCAACACUGUUUAAUUUCUACAACUGGCUGCCCAAGUAAAAAAACA
Helicoverpa zea (corn earworm) is the source of this 1907-nucleotide messenger RNA. Its product is annotated as peroxidase-like. The transcript is spliced from 12 exons. Gene Ontology annotation, molecular function: heme binding; peroxidase activity. Lineage: Eukaryota; Metazoa; Arthropoda; Insecta; Lepidoptera; Noctuidae. Bases 13 to 1875 code for a protein of 620 amino acids. The record is from RefSeq and is a predicted model, not a curated record. Gene Ontology annotation, biological process: response to oxidative stress.